Prosopis cineraria is the source of this 1596-nucleotide messenger RNA. RefSeq names its product disease resistance RPP13-like protein 4. Gene Ontology annotation, biological process: defense response to other organism. The record is from RefSeq and is a predicted model, not a curated record. Lineage: Eukaryota; Viridiplantae; Streptophyta; Magnoliopsida; Fabales; Fabaceae. The transcript is spliced from 3 exons. Gene Ontology annotation, molecular function: protein binding. Bases 1 to 1596 code for a protein of 531 amino acids.
AUGUCGAUUCAAUCAAAUUCAUCGAAAGCUGUGCCUGCAUUGCUGAAGAGCCUCAAAAAGACCUUCAAUAACUAUAAAAAUGUUUUACCAGGCAAAGAGACCGACCUGCAGACUAUUAAUGGAAGAAUCAACCAGUUGAUGUGUCAACACGAGAGAGUCAAGGAGUGGCAAGAGGAGGUGCUUGAGCUUUUCUCAGACUUGGAUCGCCAUCAUCAUAAGAUUCUAGACCUUGACCAUCAUCGCAAUGUUGAAGUCGCCAACAAUCUCAAAUGUAUCCGUGACAAGCUCACUGAGAUAAUCAAGUCACUCAACCAAUUACAUCCCAAGCAGCAAGAGAACACAAAACAAACCGAUCUAAAUGUAGGCAACUCAGGAUCACAGGAUGAGGAGCACUACUCCCCAAAAUUAUCUUCAUUGGGAAAGAUCAUUGUGGAAGAUCAUGACAAUCCAGUCGUGGAAAGUCUUCGGGUGAGUUACGACUUUCUUGGCGACGAAGUUCAUCUGAAAACUUGCUUUUUGCUUCUUGCAAUUUUCCCUGAAAAUGCUGUCCUCAAGAAAAGGCUUCUCAUUUAUUGGUGGACUGGCGAAGGGCUGGUCCAGGAUGAAAAAGAGGGCGAAGAGAUAUUUGUCAAGCUUCUGGAACACGAGUUAAUCAUACCCUGUCGUACUGGCGCAUGCCCAACAGUGAAUAAAUGUCAAGUUCACCCUUGGAUCCGUUACAUGUUGAUCUCAAUAGCCACAAAUAAGGAGAAGAUUUUGCACUUAGACGACGAUGGCAAUGGCAAGAUACCAUGUUUUGAUCCUAAUCACAACUCUCGCCAUGCUUGUUUGAUCGCUGGUCGGAAAAUUGGAUCCUCGAGUUUUGGUACAUUGAGGACCGUCUUUAAUGUAAACAAGAGCUAUCUUAGUUGGGAAGACGAUUGGCUUUCUAAGUUGAGGAGGUUGAGGGUUCUUCAACUAGGUCGUUGGCAGGCUUCUCCUAAGCAUCACAUAGAAGUCAAAGCCUCCAUUGCUGAACUGACUAGUCUUGAAAUUCUGGAUCUCAAAGCCUGUCAUAAUCUAGAAACUUUGCCUGAUGAGAUCACGUCAUUGAUGAAGCUAACACACCUAGACAUAUCAGAGUGCUACUUGCUGGAAAGCUUGCCACGGGGGCUUGCCAAGCUCACUUCACUCCAAGUGCUUAAGGGAUUUACAAUAGGCAGUGAAGCUGAUCUCAAGGAAAAUGAAUUUGACAGGUUACAGGAUUUAGAAAAUCUCAAGUGUCUCAAAAUAUCUUGGGGUACAUUGAAUAUGAAUCUUAAAGUAGUCUCUUUUCCGCCAUCACUAGAGAAGUUAGAUCUUAAAGGCUUUCCUAAUAGAAAGAUACCAGAAUGGUUACAAGCUAGCAAAUUGACGCAAUUGAAGAAUCUCUACAUAAAUGGAGGAAAUCUUUGUGACAAACCAGUUGGCAAGUGGAAUGUGGAGAUUUUGAUCAUCAAACACACUAAGCUGAAUAUUAAAGAACACGAAGUUUGUGAAUUGUUUCCUUCACUUAAAUACGUGAUAUUUCAAUGUCGAAAAGAGGAAGAUGAGGCAUCUACAGAAUAUCCUGAUUGA